AUGACAGCAGCAACACCAAGUGAUCGAGCAAAAUGUUUUGUAUGCGGCAAAGAAAAAAUCGUAUAUGCAUGUGAAGGAUGCUCAAAAAGAUUUUGUUUGAAAGAUUUAACAGAACAUCGCCAAAACCUUGGCAAACAAUUUGAGGAAAUUGAAAACGAUCGUGAUCAGUUUUACCAAAAACUUGCUCACCAAAAAAACAAUGUAACAAAGCCUCUUUUGAUACAGUACGUUGAUAAAUGGGAAGAAGAUUCAAUUAAGAAGAUUAAACAAACAGCAGAAGAGUGUAGACAAACGUUAAUUGGGCAUCAAAAUAAACAUUUUGCUGAAAUAGAAAAAAAAUUAUCUCAAUUAACUGAACAAUUGAAACAUACUCGUCAAGAAAAUGAAUUUAAUGAAAUUGAUUUAGACCGAUUGACAACAAAAUUAUCAAAACUAACAGAAGAACUUGGUCAACUACCCAAUAUUAAGAUUCAACAAGACUCUGCAUCAUAUGUAAACAAAAUUUCAGUUGAUGUGUCAUCUGAAAUUCGUCAAGGAAACAAAUUAAGUAAACUCAGUCGUCCAACAGGUUCAUCAAAAUUAACAGUUCGUUCAAGAUUCCAUAGUGAUGAUGAUGAUGAUAAGCCAAAUUUGUCUUCAAAAACAUUAACUCGUUCAAAAAUAUAUGGUGAUGAUGAUGAUGAUGAUGAUAAGCCAAAAUUGUCUUCAAAAACAUUAACUCGCUCGAAAUAUGAUGAUGAUGAUAAACCUACUUCUUCUAUAAAAACACUAUUUCAUUCAAAAUUUCACGAUGACAAUGAUGAUGAUUGGCCAGCUGUUUCUUCAAAAAAGACAACUCACUCCAAAUAUGAUGAUAAUCGACAUCUUUCUUCUGUAAAACCAAAAUCUCUCUCGAAAUAUGACGGUGAUGACUACUAG
Molecule: messenger RNA, 918 nt
Organism: Rotaria sp. Silwood2
Lineage: Eukaryota; Metazoa; Rotifera; Eurotatoria; Philodinida; Philodinidae
Source: the annotation of a GenBank genome assembly